GGGUCACUAGUGAUACUGGCAUGCAACAUUAGCCGAUUCGCUUCUGCCAUCCAGGGUCAGUUAAAUGAUAGCCGAGUACGCAGUGGAAACCAGCGCCCGCUUGCCCCCCUAUCUAUUCGGUAUCAUUGGGCGAUUUCGACGGUUGCCAUCUCUCUAUAAGAUAAGGCAUGUCCGAAAAGUCGGGGUAAAGCAACCACUUUGGACAGGUCUCGUAGGUAGCUCUCUCGUCUAGGAAGCUGACAAGCCCAAGCGACAGUAUGGUCACGGCUCAGGCAACUGACUGGGCUCGCUUCUCUAUCUCCAUCUCCCUCCCCUACAUACAUACAUAUAUAUAUAUACUCGGCACUUUCCGCGAUGUAAAUCUCGUUUUAAUAGAAUCUCUAGAAAUAUACCAACCGCAAGAUCUCUCCUGAUUGUUUAGGAAGCCCGAAGUAGAACCACAUGAUGCCGCUCCUGCUGCCCUUAUACGUCGCAGCCGGGGUGCUGCUAGCGUGCCUUGCGAGCGCGGCAUCGGCCUCGACGUCAGCGGCGCAGACCGAGGCGGCGCGAACCCUGCCGGCCAGCAGCCGGGCCGACGUGUCGGCCUGCGAGCUGGCGGCGAACCGCGACGUCGCGGGGACGCUUCGCGCCUUCAUGCUGUUCGUCGACUUCCCGGACGCGCCGGCGACGGGCGCGGGCGGCGAGACGCCGCAGAGCCUGCGCGACUUCUUCCUCCCCGCGGCGGCCGAGUGGUACGCCCAGUCGUCGUACGGCGCGCUGGCGCUCGACGUGACGGCCGACGUCUCGCGCUUCCACCGCAUGCCGGCCGCGUCCACGUCGUACGGCUGGGAGCGCGGCCUCGCCGCCGACACCCACUACAGGUACAUCCAGGACGCGCUCGACGCGCGCCGCGGCGCCGUCCCGCCGACCGACGUGCUCUACGUCGCGCCGACGGCGCGGGCGCGCGCCCUCUCCUUCUCGCCGACCUUCAUGGGCAGCGUGGCGGCGCGCGGGGGCGCGCACGUCGCGCGCAAGGCGGUCACGUUCGGGCUGGACGCGUACGAGGCGUGGGGCGCGCUCGUGCUGAACCACGAGACGGGGCACGCGAUGUGCCUGGCGGACUACUACCCGGCGAGCGGCGCGGCGGGGCUGCACUGGCGGCUGGGGUGGCUGGCGGACGACCAGGUCGACUGCGUGGCGGCGGCGCCGGGCAGCACGACGCACGCGCUGACGCCGCUCGCGCGCGCCGGCGGGCCCAAGGCCGUCGUGGUGCGGCGCGACGGCGCCAACGCGCUCGUCGCCGAGCUGCGCGCCGCGAGCGGCCUCGACGCGGCCGCCUGCGCCGCCGGCGUGCUGCUGUACACGGUCCUCCGCGGCACGCGCUCCUACACGCUCGCGGACUGGGGCGUCACGGUCACGGUCACAAAGGAGACGGCCGACAGCGUCGAGAUCAAGGUCGAGGUUUCGUGA
Durotheca rogersii is the source of this 1449-nucleotide messenger RNA. RefSeq names its product M6 metalloprotease. The record is from RefSeq and is a predicted model, not a curated record. Lineage: Eukaryota; Fungi; Ascomycota; Sordariomycetes; Xylariales; Xylariaceae. Bases 442 to 1449 code for a protein of 335 amino acids. The transcript has 4 exons.